GUGCACCAAAACGUUGCAGUUGAAAGAACGCCGUAGCCCCGCAAACACGCAUGCGCGAAACUGGUGCUAUGGAAACUACAGUACUCGCAAACAGAUGCGCGUUAUUUGGAGGUAGAGCUCGCUGCUGCAAAAAAUGGCAAGUUCUUCACUCUAGACUUCAGUUCAAGGAAAAUUACUUAGUUAAACCCUCUAAUCUAGCCUCCCAAACUGAGCAAAGCGGAGCGAGAGAAGUUGAAACGAGAAGAGGCCGAGAGAAAAGCCAGGGAAGAAGAGGAGAGACGAGCUCGUGAAGAAGAGGAAGAGAGACAACGGCAGGAGAAGGAGAGGAUAGAGAGAGAGGAAGCAGCCAGGAAGAAGGCUUUGCAAGAUGCUAGGAUAGCCGAAGAAACCCUGAAAGUGAAAGCCUUACAAACCAAGUGGAGUGAAAAUCUGGUGACGUGGAAAAAAGAGCAGACAGCCAAGAAAGAGUGGGAGCACUACCUGUCUUGCAGCCAGCUGCCUCUGGUGAUAGACGAAAAAGCCCUCAACUCAUGGAUAUCUGACUACAGAGACUCCUCUGUUUCAGGAAUAUCCCCCUGCCUAGAAGACAUCAGGAACUGCCUCACUUUGUGUGAUGAAGUGAGGAAAGUUCUGGAAGGAGAUGGAUAUCCCACUGCCCCAGAAGACAAGAUGGACUACUAUCGAAAUACCAUUCAGUUGAUGCAGUCGGUGAUGCUGUCGAAGCUGUCAAUUCUCACCCACAAAUGCAGCCUUGACGCAGAGUCCCACAUCAGCUCGGAGACCUACAACAUGACAGUUGAGAUGUCUCUGCCGAGAGAAAUGGUGCUCUGCCUUUGGGGCAACGUGGCCAAAAACCCAAGGUUGAAAGAUUUCUCCUUCAAAGAGCGCUCUUUCACCCUGGAGCUUCCGAAGCCCCUUAUUCUGGCCAACAUACUGGUCUCUGUACUUUAUCCUCCAUUUGACAACCUAACACCACUGGCAAGGAGUUAUACCCCACAGACAGAUAAAACUGCUUCGGAUGGUGAAGGUCAAGUGGAUGUAGGUCCAGAGAAUGGUGAAAAAGAGGUAGAGGGAGGGGAGGAGGCGAGAGAAGGGGGAGGGGAAGCAGAACGGGAGGGAGAGGCAGACGUCACUUCUCAACCGAAAAACCCAAACCCAACCGAACAAACUGCAGAUGAAGAGAAAGGCAAGGACACACAAACACUGUGCAAGGCAAAUAGAGAGACCGAGCCAGAAGGAACCGAGCAGGAGGAGGCAAGGGAAGCAGAGGCUGAAGCAGAGGGGAGAUAUUCCGAGGAAGACGAGGUUAACCUGCGGCGAUACUGUCCUGCAGGUGGACCCAUAAUCCUAACUCUGCUAGAGCUACCACCUCCACCAAAGAAUGCUGGGCAGUGGACCAUCAGAAGAGUUAUUCCUGAUGGUCCUCAGACAUUUGUCUACCCUCAAGAGCUGUCUAGAAAAAUUGAACAGGUUGCACCCAACCAAUCAGCUGAGAGUGUUGAAGGGGGCAGAGUGACCACGCCCCCUGCUAUUGUCCCCGGGUGCACCCAGUGGCCGCCCCUCAAAAUCACUAUGAGUCUUCCAGCACCAUUUCACUUCCCAUCUGAGCCACUGUUGGCUCAGUGGGACAACAAACUCAACAUAUGGAGGACGGAAAGGGUUAAAGACGUCAGCUUCGACAUGGUGGAGAAUACGGUGACCUUUCAAACGUACUACUUUUCACCACUCGCCAUUAUGACCGAUCAGUACGCCAACAUGCCAUACAAAAGGUGGGAGGUAGUCCCAGAAGGGUUAAACCACACCCGGCUGACACUGGCAGGAGCAUUGGUUCACCUUGUCAUCGAUAUAAAGGACAGGGAGUGUACUCUUCUAGAACCUUCUGAGGAUUCCCCAGUCUCUCAUCUCAUAGGCCAACCCAUGACGGCCUGCCAACUUUUGCCUAGACUCAAGAAGUGUGGGAUCAAUUUCGACCCUGAGCCUGACGGACACAAAUACUGCUCCGUCAGUGACAAAAAUCAAGAAGUUGAGGUGUCAGUCUACCGCCAUAUCUCAAUGGCAGUCGCCUCAUUCAAGUUCGGUUCGAGCCAUUGGAACAGUCAGAGCGGACAUGGAAAUUUCAUACUAAAAUGUGCAAGGGUCAAUUACGCGGAGGAUCCCAGCUAUUUGUAUGUGUGUGGUGAAAGCAACUGGAGGUUGGCACUAACUGAAGAUAGUGCAAACUUUGCCACAGACAAGGCAGAAGGCUGCGAGCCUCACGGUGAUAUCUAUUCGACUCUGUUGGCUGAGUCUACUGCAGAGAUACUGCCUGCCCACUCCCCUCCCCACAUGGACACACUGUACUACUUGCUUUCUCACUCUAGACCACUCUCAUACACAGCUUAGUAAUAAUGCAGCCAAAAAACUACGCAUGCGUAGGAUUAUGUGAAUUUAACGCAUGCGCAUACUGUCGCUUGGCAACCGACUUCAAACAAAAUGGCGGACUGUCGUACCCAGUAGAUUAUUUACGCAGCGACUUUUCGACUCAACGUUUCAGGGACAAGAGGAAUGGCUGCAAUACCGCUAGAUAUUGCGAGUGCGUUUGACGCAGAGACCCCGAGAUGGGGCUACCGAUCGCCAACGCGGAGAACAAGGAGCUGCAGGCGGACGUGCAGCGGAAGGAGCGGGAGGUAGCGGAGCUACAGCGUCAGGCCGAGCACCUCAGAGACCGCGUGCAGGCCAUGGGAGACCACCUGAAGAACGUACAACAAGAGCUACAGCAGACGCAGGGGCUCUACGAGGCAAGAAAGAAGGAUGUGGGGACUGAGCAUCAUUUGAGACAAGUUUCCGAGCGAGAGAGUGGGCGGUUGAAAGACGAGAUGAAACGUUUCGAUCUCGAUCGAAUGGACCUAAAAGAAAAGAUGAACGUCUACGAGAACACAGUUUUUAAAACAAACAAGAAAAUUGAAGAGAUCAAGGCAAAAAUGAAGUGGGACCACCAGACUCUUGAGAGUUGGCUGGAAGAAUCGGCUCACAGAGAUGACGAUGCAAUGAUCUUGGCCAAGUACUCAUGUGUGGACGAAGACAAGAUCAAGGCACUCAGCCUUCGUCUGGAGCAACUGCAGGAGACAGCCGUGAGAAAGAACCGGCUUCUGGACACUGAGUCCACUGAGACAGUGGCAGCUCAGAUUGAGUUGGACAAUACAGCAAUGGCAUUUCGACAGGCUCACACGAGAGAGAGGAGCUGAUUCAGCAAUGGGAACACACCAUCGACCAGAUGAAGAGACGUGACGCCGACAUGGACAGAUGUGCAACCGAGUUGGCUCAGUUGAGGGCAGAAAUACGAACUAAGAAUGAUGCCAUUAGAGAGAAGCAGGAAUUUCUGGAUGGUGAGAAGAGAAACAACGAGGAGAAGGAGAAGUCGCUGGGAGUGAUGGAGAGAAAAGUGGCAAAGACAAGACUCACCUACCAGGAGUCAGAGUCCGGCAGGCUUGCAUUCAAGAAUGAGCUGGAAACAUUGAAGUAUUCGGUGGAUAGAGCUGGCUCAGAUCUGGAGAAGGUUCGCUACGAGAGUAGCCACCUCACUCGACAGAUCAAAGACAGCCGCAGAAAACAUGAAACAGUCCAGAGGCAGCGAGAGCUGAUGCAAGAGGAGCUAAAGAGAUCGACACAGAAGGUUCUAUCGGCUGAAGAGAGAGCUCAAGAAAUCGACAGCCGGCUGACCGAGGAAGAAGAGCACCUUCAGCAGCUCGAGAAAGACAUUGCCAAAAUGAGAGAAAAACAGUUCAAGGCAGCCCAGGAGAUGUUUGAGCUGAAGGGCAAGGAGAUGAACAUGCUGGCAGACAUACAGGGAGGCCGAGCAACGCACAGGAACCUGAGCUCCAAACAGAACAAGCUCGACGAGGAGACACUGAAGCAACAGGAGAUACUCUACACACAGGACCUCCAGCUUCAGCAACUGCAACGAAAAAUGAGCAGACUCGAUGGCGAGCGAACAGACGACGAGAAAGUUGCUCUAAAUGCCAGAAUAAAGGAGCUGGAAGAAGAGUGGGUGAGACAGCAGGGGGACGAGUCCAUGUUAUCAGGACAGCUGAAGAGACUUCAGGACGACCUGCGGAGAGUCAACACCACACUGGAGCAGGGACAGAAAGAGAAGGCCUCACUCGACGAGAAGAUCGAUGACAUCAAUCUACACAUUGACACCACGCAGAGGGAGCUGAGGAGAUUGGUAGCAGCCAAGGAGGAUCAAAUGGUUAACGAGAACAUUGUGAAACUUGAAGUCAGGAGGUUGAGGGACACCCUUUUCUCCCAUGCUGGUGAAGUACAUUCACUCGAGAGGAGACAACUAGAGCUACAAACGGCAAUGACCGAGCGUAAUAGGGAGGUUGGACAGCACAAGGCAAUGCUCAGGGCACAGUGUAAGGCUCUGGAAGCAGAAAGACAAGCGACCAGCUCUGAGGUUCACGAGCGCAUAUCAAAGAUUGACAAGCUUCGCAAACGUUAUGAGAUCAUCACAGUUGCCAUGAUGCCACCAGAAGGAGAAGAAGAACACUCGCAAGCCUAUUACGUCAUCAAGGCUGCACAGGAACGCGAGGAACUGCAGAGAAAAGGGGAUGACUACGAUAGUAAGAUCAGGAAAGCUGAGAAAGAAAUACGGGCAAUGGAGAACACUCUUCAAGUGAUGAAUGGCAAGAACGAAAAGUUUCGCCAUACUCUACAAAGAGCCGAUGCUUCGAGUGAAGAAGCUGAUAAAGUGGAGACGUUGGAGGGACAGUGGAGGGCAGCUCUUAACAAGCAGAGACACAAGAAGAAGCAGGUGCAACAGCUUCAGGAGGAUAUGCAGGCAAUGCAAAGGAGACUAGGGAGUCUGGAGUCCGAGCGGACUGGUCUGGAGACACGCCUGGAUGAGCGGCAAGCUACGAUGACCUCGCUCCAGAAAGAAUUGACUGACUUGAAAGCCAAGAGAGAACGGAUCAACAAACAGAUGGCUAAAGUGAUGCGGGAGUUGAGGGCAAAGAAAGGCUCUGCUGCUUCUGAGAUUGAGCAAGAUGUGGCCGUGAGAGAGUUGCAGGAGUUUGGGCAGUCAAUGGUGCAGAGGGUGGGAAACCUGGCGACCAAACACCCUGAGCUACAGCCAACUCUACAGCUACUCUUCUCACAGGCCAGUCUUCCUCCACCCCCCUCACCUGGCUCCAGUCGCAGUAGCUCAGUCCUCUCCUCAGCCAGAAGUUCCACCAGUAACAUUGGCUCCAGGGGUGGGUCUUCAAGAGGGUUUGCAGCGUCGUCCACUCCACUAGCUACCAAAUCCAUAGAGUUGGAUGCUACAGUUCUAGCCACUAGCGGAUCUCCUACACCAGGAGCUGGCAUGUCACCUCGUGGGUCUGUGACUGGCAGUAGAGCCAGCUCAAAGGCCAGCUCACGCGCGUCGUCGCUGGCAAGCUCACGAGCAUCUUCCAGAGCAAGUAGUGCAGCCAGCACUGCAAGAAGACCCAAAUGACACAACAUCUGCGAUCCCAUACAAACACUAUACAGCAGCACUAAGGCACACAAACACAGCUGACAUUAUACUUUUACCCUAUGUCCAAACUGCACUACUAUUAAGGUGUGUGUGUGUGUGCAUCAGGGGCUCUACCAGUCAGUUUGUAUGGACAAAUGUCCGAAUAAAGUCACAGAUGCCAGACUGGUGAUUCUGGGUCAGAAACUGCAAGUAAACCUGUUUGAAACGGGUUUCUUGCCAGAUAGCUGAAGGUGACAACUGGUCAAGCUUGUUAGCAUCUUGAGUCUACGUAAGAAACUGUAGAGUGAGGCCAACCAGUGCUGGAUGGUGCACCAGAUUCAGUCGCUUGUGAGGCUGAGUGAUGGCACACAUUUGAAGCUCCUCUCUGGGCAGGUCGAAAGCCAGUGUUGGGUAUUCACUGUUCUUAGAGGUCUUCUUAAAGAUCAUGUUUCGCCAGAGAGCAUUGCAGAAAUCCAGCACUACGCUAUUGAAGGUUUGGGUGAGCUUGAGGCUUCUCUGGUUCUUACUCAAUGCAGACAGAUUUUCUUUGACUCUGACAAGGUGGGAGCAGGCAGUAGAUAUGAAGAUGGGGGAGUGUCCCAGUAGCCCAGUAAUGAGAACUGAGGUUGAGGGCAGUAAGAGAUGUGGGACAUCAUACACUCCUGGUAGAUCAGCAACCACACUGUAGAACUCCAUGGCUGCAUGAUACAGAAGAACAUGCCGCUUCUCUUGCUCCAAUCCGAUCGUGACGAGGUAAUCCACAUACUUGAUGAACAGAUUUAUAGUGGUGAGGGGGUUAAAAUCAUCAACUUCUUCGUCAGUAACAGGCGAGAACAGCAAAAACCUGUGUGUGUCCGUUUCUACCGGUCCUGGUUGCUGUUUCUGAUGUCUUGGCCACUCGAAUGCAGCCAUGUUUUUCAGCAGUCGAGAAAAACAACUCAAACACUGACACUGGAAAUCUCUGUCUUUUAAAACAAAGUGCUUCUUUAUAGGUUCCAGGAACCCUUUCU
Geodia barretti is the source of this 6483-nucleotide messenger RNA. NCBI's taxonomy places the organism in Eukaryota, Metazoa, Porifera, Demospongiae, Tetractinellida, Geodiidae. The record is from the annotation of a GenBank genome assembly.